Messenger RNA from Anguilla rostrata (American eel), 4179 nucleotides. It is a transcript of the gene wdfy2, whose product is annotated as WD repeat and FYVE domain containing 2. Gene Ontology annotation, molecular function: metal ion binding; protein binding. NCBI's taxonomy places the organism in Eukaryota, Metazoa, Chordata, Actinopteri, Anguilliformes, Anguillidae. Gene Ontology annotation, cellular component: early endosome. The record is from RefSeq and is a predicted model, not a curated record. Gene Ontology annotation, biological process: positive regulation of fat cell differentiation; positive regulation of protein phosphorylation. The transcript is spliced from 12 exons. The coding region runs from base 168 to 1370 and encodes 400 amino acids.
GCUUUGUGAGUAUGGGCGCUGUAAAUUUUCAGGCGUCAGCUGAUUCCUCACAUCACUGACGGUCACGCACGGGUUGCUGCGUAAUUUAAAACCCCAGACACAUAAACAGAUCGAUGUGGAUGUUAUGCGACUAAGACAAAAAUCUGUCUUGGGGGUAGUGAAUCUAUAUGGCGGCAGAAAUACACCCCAAACCUCAGGCUCGGAUACCCGUCCUACUCGGUAAAAUUGAGGCUUUCCAAGAUGUGGUUAGCACUGCGGUCAUCAUUCCCAAAGAAGACGGGGUAAUCACUGUGUCGGAGGACAGGACAGUUCGGGUAUGGCUGAAGAGAGACAGUGGGCAGUACUGGCCAAGCAUCUACCACACUUUGCCAGCUCCCUGCAGCUGCAUGUCCUUCAACCCAGAGACCCGCCGCCUCUCCCUCGGCAUGGACACCGGAACAGUGUCGGAAUUCAUAUUGGCUGAAGACUACAACAAGAUGACCCCCUCAAAGAAUUACCAGGCUCACCAGGGUCGCGUGACAGUGGUACUGUUUGUCCUGGAGAUGGAGUGGGUCCUCAGCACUGGCCAGGACAAGAACUUCACCUGGCACUGCUCAGAGAGCGGGCAGCGGCUGGGCGUGUACCGGACUCCGGCCUGGGUCUCCGGGCUGCAGUUCGACGUGGAGACGAGGCACGCUUUCGUGGGUGAGCACUCGGGACAGGUGACCAUUCUGAAACUGGAGCAGGACCGGUGCAGCCUAGUCACUACAUUUAAAGGACACGCAGGCAGUGUGACGGCUCUGUGCUGGGAUCCUGUCCAGCGGGUGCUCUUUUCCGGAAGCUCAGAUCACUCCAUCAUCAUGUGGGACAUCGGGGGAUGCAAGGGGACCGCCAUCGAGCUGCAGGGGCACAAUGAGAAGGUACAGGGGCUUAGCUGUGCUCCUCACACUCGGCAGCUGAUCUCCUGCAGCUCUGAUGGAGGCAUCGUCAUCUGGAACAUGGACGUCACCCGGCAGGAGACCCCUGAAUGGCAGGACAGUGACUCAUGCCAGAAGUGUGAGCAGCCAUUCUUCUGGAACUUUAAACAGAUGUGGGACAGUAAGAAGAUUGGGCUGCGGCAGCACCACUGCAGGAAAUGUGGGCAGGCUGUGUGCGGAAAGUGCUCUUCCAAACGCUCCACCAUCCCGCUCAUGGGGUUUGAGUUUGAGGUGCGAGUGUGUGACCCUUGCCACGAAUCCAUCACUGAUGAAGACCGUGCUCCCACGGCAACCAUCCACGACAGCAAGCAUGGCAUCCUGUACAUGCACUUUGAGCCCACCAGAGGCUGGCUGCUGACCUCUGGGACUGACAAGGUCAUCAAGCUAUGGGACAUGACCCCAGUGGUGUCCUGACAACUCCUGUUGCCACAGGCAACACCGAGCAAGCCUCACACAUUGGGGGCGGAGCUCCAGUGACCACGGCAUUGCUUACUGCCAUCCUGGGAGGAGAGAAGACACAGGCUUCAAGAACUCCUGAUCCAUCCUGUCCAACAAACGCAGCACUGAUGCCUUUCUGAGCUGCACCUUUGGUCAGGGUGGGUUUCCUCUCCUCCUCCUCUUCCUCCCUGACCCCCUCCAGACAAUUUGUGGAACUUUUAAAACUCUUUUUACCAUUAUCAUUUCUAAAUGAAAUGAUUCCAACUCUAUGGUUACUGAUUGGUCAAGUGAAGGGGAGAGAUGGGAGUGAAUGGAAUCUUUUUACCCUCUUGUUCUCUCUUUGUGAUCUCUCUCUUUCCCCUACCCCUCCUCUCUUUCUCUCUCAUCCCUCUGUCUCUGGUAUUCCUCUGUGUGUCAUAUUUCUCUCUUUAUCUCUAGCAUCAUCUCAGUGUUCUUUGGUAGAUUUUUCCAGAAGGGAUGCCCAGUAAGACCGGUAUUUGGCUCUUUCUAUAAGUAUGUAGCUGAAGGAAACGGUUUGUUAAGUGAUUUAGUUUUGAUUCGAUAUUGGUUGGAUUUUGAGGUGGGUUUGUUUUAGAGUGGUAAUCUAGUUUACUAAAAAAGAUGUACCCUCUUUUCUUUGAUUCUCUAAUCCAUACUUGGUCUUGCUCUUCAAAUUCUCCUAGAUAUUGUGAUUUGAUGAUAGAACACAUAUCGGCACUAGUUUGCACAACCACCACAACCUAACUUCAAUUGAAAUGGACUCAAAGUGGCAUUUGAAAAUGUGUUUCAAGUGCUUUAUUUGCAGAAAUGUACAUAUCUUCAUAGCGAGGCUUUUUUGAUUUUUCUAUUAUUGUGGCCAUGAUAUGGCUAUCAGUAAUGGAGUGGAAGAUGACAAAAUGCCUCCUUAAUCAAAGCAAAGGAAGGGGAAAAAUUUAGAAAUGCACAAAUAAUAACAAAACCAAGUAUUAAUAUAUACUGUAUAUCACUGUAGGGCCCAGAUUACACACCUCAUGGGGGUGGUUGUACAAACGGCUAGUUUUUUUAGACUCUUUUUCACACACAGUUGUCUUAGCUGUUUGGUUUAGAAUUGCCGACAUGGCUAAAACGCAAAUAAUAUUUUUGCAUUCCUCUAAAUUGUACGGUGAUAUCAAUAACUUUCCUAAUGUGGUGAAGCUAAAACCAGUGACAUAUUACUUUGAGAAAUCCAAGUCUUGUUCCAAUUGGGGUUUUUUUCUCUGUGUGCUUCACUAAAGACACUUGGACAUGUGAAAGGAAGUAUGCUUUCUUGCUGUAUGUUGUGUUGCUCAGCUGUAUUGGCAGCUUGCUGUGUAUCCUCUUUGUUUUUGCCCUACUGUUUGAUCCCACAAUCAACCAGCCUGGGCUGGCAUGGAUUUAAUCAAGUACAAUGUGAUAAUACACGUAAAUCCCUUUUGAAUAAGGUGGGAAAGGAGAAUAAUGAAAAGCACACAUUCCUCAGACCAACCCCUCCCUUUGCUCACCUGUGCAGAUAGAGUUCUUGUGGUUGCUUAGCACAGAGGGGCAUGUUCUCUGUGCAUAGUUCCCUGAAAGUCCCCAGUGGAGCUCCAAGUCUGGUCACAGUCUGCCAAAGCCAGUCAGAUACAGCAGGUGGGUGUUUCCUCACAGAAACUCACCAAUGGGCUGCCUCGAUCUUGUGACUGACAGACUUGGCAUAUGUUGGAUUUCAUGUGCAGUCUCUCCCACUCUCUUCUACAAAUGCGUAACUGGAACCAUCUGAGUGUUGUGAGAGUCCCAAGCAUUACUUAUUCAUGCUCCUCCCUCAGUCAGACUCUUCUGAGAGGGGUGUCAGUCCCACAAAGGAGGGAUCAAGUGAAAAUACUCUCUGUUAAGUGACACUGUCUCCUCUCCUGCUCAUGCUGUCCCUGACAUCCCUGAAUUAAUGGUGUGUGUGUGUGUGUGUGCGCGUGAAAGAUCAGUUAGUGCUGGAAUAUAUAUCGAUCCAAAUGUUCCAAAACUGAUUGUCUCAGCAUUCCAUUUUCCAAGUAAACCACAAUUCCCAUUCCUGUAGUUGUGUACACACACUGGUGGAUGUUAAGCAGAGCAGAAUGUUCUAUUAACAGUAUUCAUUUACCAUACAAAUUGUGGUACAUACUUUGUGAGGAGGUGGUAACCGGGGCCAGUGGACAGUGCGUCACCAACUUUUGUCUUGUGGUGUCAUUGCACAUUUUUGUCUUCUGUGACCGUUGGUACAGUCUUUUGGAAUAUUGUGCACAAACUGCUUGGAACAUUCUGAUUUUUGUCAGGGACCAGUUUUAUUAAAGUGAAUUUGUGCUGCUAGUGUGCUUGAGAUGAUUAGUGUUCUACAGUUAGCAUUUGGUGGGAAGAGACAGAAAUUCUGUUGUGUACAUAUUUACAGAACUAUGGGACAAACAAGACCAUAUGUGGUUUUAAUUUUUAGUUGCCUUAAAUCCAGUUUUUUGUUAUUUUGGAGCCAAGUGACAUUUGAUCAUUCUUAUAGAAUUGGUUUAUUUUUUAUAUUAUGUAUGUUUCCCAGGGAUCUUAAAUAAAAAGUAAUUGUGCCCAUGAGAGGUUUCUUGAAUCACAGAGGUUUUCCCAGAACUGUGUGUUUAUCUGCACUAAUUUCACUGUUCAACAUAACUGGUUGGUCAGGCACAAUUUGGAACUUUCUUCAGCAGAUUUUUGUAUUUUAGAUCAGGACAACAGAUUCAUGGAGGCAAUUUCAUGUUGGUGGCUAACUCAGUAACUACUUUGUAUAAAGAAGGCAAAUAAAGUGUUCUUUCAGUCA